CAAGUGGUGCAGAGUCUGCUUGAUGUCACGAUGUGUGAGUGAAUGUCCCGAUUUGAUAGUGCAAAAAGAGCCGUUUCAUCACAAGCAACUGUUCACCUUGCUGAAACUUUCUUCUGAAUUAGUCCACAUUUGUAUGUGCAACUAGUAAUAUGGCUGCUGCGGUUAUUAAGGGUGUUGGCAAGUUGGCCAUUGCAGCUGGUGCAGUUUACCUAACUGUAGAUCAAGGAAUCUGGAGUGGAUCAUCAGAUAGUGCCAAUACCUUCAAGAAUCUUACAAGCACAUACAGUAUUCCCAAUCAAGAGGAAUACUUGCAACAAAUCCCUUCUGCCAAAGGAAUAUCGCAACAAUUGAGAAAUGGUUGGAAUUCAGGAAUUAAAUGGUCUUUUGAUUACUUAGUAACAACACCAGAAAGAAUUGGAAACUUGACAAGCUCAGCAACCAGUUGGGUCACAGACUCAUUGACUGAGACAAAGGAGUAGUCUAGGGUCAGCGUGUUGGAGCCUGUAGAUUAUGUACAUAUCAACAAGAGUAUUCUCCAUAUUAACAGGCCCAAUUUCAUGGCUAUGCUUACCAUAUUAAGCAAAGAAUUAACGCUUGUAGAAGCAGGGAAUUCUGUGCUUACAUCAAGCAUACAUGUAUAUUACAGGUAGCGGGGAAUUUUGGCUAGUGUGCACUUCACGUUACUAUGCAUUCCCUCGCUUACACAGUUAGCGCAGAGAUGCGGGCAAGCAGAGAAUGGUGAUCGUGAGUGCAGAAUUGGGCGGUAAGCAGAGCCAUGUAAUUGGGGGCUGGUGUGACAUUAUCAGACUACUAUGUAUUUUGUAUCUUUUUAAAAGAAGAAAUUAGGAGUAAACACUGGUAACAAUAUACACCAUGUGAUUUUAAAGGCAGUGGUAAUUACUAAAAUCAAUUGUUAGCAUAAAAACUUACUUGGUAUCAAGCAAUGGAAAGC
Molecule: messenger RNA, 952 nt
Organism: Asterias rubens (European starfish)
Lineage: Eukaryota; Metazoa; Echinodermata; Asteroidea; Forcipulatida; Asteriidae
Exons: 4
Coding region: 150-479 (109 amino acids)
Biological process (GO): cristae formation
Cellular component (GO): MICOS complex; mitochondrial crista junction
Source: RefSeq, a predicted model, not a curated record